AUGAUCACAGCUGCUUCUGCGUUGUGCGCUUGAUUUGGGAAAAUGAAGCCUUCGGAGAACACGUCUCGUUGUUUGAAAAGGCUGCUUGUCAGUCUUAUUCGGGAAAGGUGGUUUGAUUUUAAUUUGAGGUGAUUAAUUUCGCAUAUAUAUAUAUUGUUUUUUUUUUUCUCUCUCUCUCUCUUGCUAUCGCUGAUGUGGCUGAAGGGAGAAAAGCGCGCAACUUUUCCUGAUCGGGAAAGGAAUACAUCGUUUCAUCCAAGGGAUCACAAGUAGCGCCGUUGCUCGAGGAAUCGUACGUGUUUCAAGUGGCUCGGAAUACCUUGUUUGCAGUAAUGAGAGGAUUAUGCUUUUGGGGAGUGUUAAGCAGGGUCUGCCUGCUGCUGCUGAUUUUUCCUUGCACUUUGGUGCUAGUAUGCAUUCCUGGAUCUCUGCCUCAUCCACAGCCUUGCCAAAUUUUAAAGAGGAUUGGGCACACUGUAAGAGUAGGAGCAGUACACCUUCAGCCCCGGGUUUUUAACAUAAACAGCAUGGUGGGUGCUAGCGACUCCGAAACUGGCAGACCCCAAGAAGAAGAAGAAGAUGAAGGACAUCCACAGGAGUUUCAAAUUAGCUCUAAAAGUGAAAAUGGACCCGUACUCUUACGCGCUAGGAGUGAAAACCAUCAGGACAAAAAUCAUAUUGGGAUUAAAAAUCAAAUCGGGAAUAACGUUUUAGAAAACGAAUCGCAUGGCUUCUCACCCAGAGAGUCCCUUCUAGUUGCCGUUGAUCAUCUCAACAGAAUGGAGGGUUUAUUACCUUACAACUUGUCGCUGGAGAUUGUAAUGUCAGUGGAAGCGGGGCUCGGGGAGUUGCCUGCCUUUUCUUUUUCUUCCGCUCCUUCAUCAGUAUGCACAGAUCCCGUGUCCUUUCUGGAAAGCGUCUGUCAUACCGUUAUUGUGCAAGGGGUUUCAGCCAUACUGGCUUUCCCGCAGAGCAAGAGCGAGUUUCUGGAGCUGGACUUUAUAUCAACAGUUCUUCAGAUCCCCGUCGUUAGCAUCGUUAAGCGCGAGUUCUUAAGAAAGACUGAGAAUCCACUUCAUCUCCAGAUGCGUCUGCAAAAUCCACCCGUUCCUCAGGCAAACGUUGUUUUCUCCCUACUUACCAUGAACAACUGGUAUGAUGUCAGCAUUGUUUUGUGCCAGGAGUGGGAUAUUUCAGAGUUUUUACUGCUUAUACGAAACCACUCCAAGUUUCAUUUGGGAUCUAUCAUCAACAUCACCAUGAACAACCGCUCCAGCACGGACCUGAACACAUCUGUCCAAUCGCAUUUAGAAUCUUUGAAAGACACCACAUCUGCCGUUGUGACAUACGGCUGUGACAUAAAGGAUAUCAGGAAAAUGUUUCAAGUAGUCACUCGGUACGGCUCCCUGUUGCCGGACUGCCAUUGGAUUUUGGGGGAUUCACAGAACGUGGAUGAACUAAGGACGGAAGGGCUGCCAAUGGGUCUGUUGGCACAUGGUACUACAAGUGAACCUGCUUCGGAACACUUUGUGCAGGAUGCCCUCGAACUAGUGGCACGAGCGGUGGGGACAGCUUCUUACGUACGCCCAGAGCUGGCACUCCUUCCCAGUACUACAAACUGCAUGGACAUCGAAGAAAGAAACAUUACCUCAGGGCAGUACCUUUCCAGAUUCCUAUCCAACACAACCUUUGACGGUGUAAGCGGCUUUAUCAAGGUGAUGAAUGGCUCCUCGGUCAGUUCAGAGAGUCAUUAUUUCAUCUGGAACCUACAGCAUGACCCCAUAGGAAACCCCAUGUGGACGCGCCUUGGCAAUUGGCACAAAGGGAAAGUUGUGAUGGACUAUGGGAUCUGGCCGAACAAGAAACAGCAGCAGAGAGGGGGUGACAGCAGGUAUUCGUCUCAGCUUAACCUCAGGGUCGUAACCCUCGUGGAGCAUCCGUUUGUGUUUACCAGGGAGGUGGAUGAAGAUGGGCUUUGUCCAGCCGGCCAGUUGUGCCUUGACCCUCUCACCAACGACACAUCAGCUUUGGAGAACCUGUUUGAGAACCUUCAGGGAGCUAAUGACACUGUGCCAAUCGAGCUAAAGAAGUGCUGCUAUGGGUAUUGCAUUGAUUUGCUGGAAAAACUGGCAGAAGACAUGGGUUUUCAUUUCAAUCUCUACAUCGUUGGCGAUGGAAAAUACGGUGCCUACAAAAACGGUCGCUGGACGGGACUGGUCGGGGAUCUUAUAAGUGGCGCGGCCCACUUAGCUGUAACAUCUUUCAGCAUAAACUCAGCAAGAAGUCAGAUUAUUGACUUUACCAGCCCGUUUUUUUCCACGAGUCUGGGAAUUCUGGUCAGGACUAGAGAUACUGCUGCCCCCAUCGGUGCCUUUAUGUGGCCUUUACAUUGGAGCAUGUGGCUGGGGAUAUUCGUGUCCUUGCAUGUCACUGCCAUAUUUCUUACACUUUACGAAUGGAAAAGUCCUUUUGGAAUGACCCCGAGGGGUCGUAAUCGGAAGAAGGUGUUUUCAUUCUCCUCGGCCCUCAAUGUGUGCUAUGCCAUUUUGUUUGGCAGGACUGCUGCUAUUAAACCCCCAAAGUGUUGGACCGGGAGAUUUCUAAUGAACUUAUGGGCCAUAUUCUGCUUAUUUUGUUUGUCGACAUAUACGGCUAAUCUGGCUGCCGUGAUGGUUGGAGAAAAAACCUAUGAGGAACUUUCUGGAAUACACGACCCAAAGCUUCAUCACCCUUCACAAGGAUUCCGUUUUGGAACAGUUCGAGAAAGCAGCGCCGAAGACUAUGUCAAGAAAAGCUUUCCAGAAAUGCACGAAUACAUGAGGAGAUACAACGUGCCCGCCACGCCAGAUGGUGUGCAUCAUUUAAAGAAUGACCCACAGAAACUAGACGCCUUCAUCAUGGAUAAAGCCCUUCUGGAUUACGAGGUCUCAAUUGAUGCGGACUGUAAAUUGUUGACAGUGGGAAAGCCGUUCGCUAUUGAAGGCUAUGGAAUUGGACUUCCACAGAAUUCUCCACUGACCUCCAAUAUAUCUGAAUUUAUUAGUCAAUACAAAUCUGAUGGCUUUAUGGACACCCUGCAUGACAAAUGGUACAAGGUGGUGCCGUGUGGAAAAAGGAGUUUUGCGGUAACUCAGACUUUACAGAUGGGGAUCAAGCACUUUUCAGGGCUGUUUGUGAUGUUGUGCAUCGGAGUGGCCCUGUCUCUUCUCACGACCUUAGGAGAGCAUAUUGUCUACAGGCUGGUAAUUCCGAGAAUAAAAAAAAAGUCCAGAUUAAAGUAUUGGCUCCACAUAAGCCAGAGGUUACAUCGGGCAUUGAACUCCACUUUUAAUGAUGACAAAUUCCAGCAGACGGUGAAAAAGCUUGAAAAGAGGUGCAACAUUGGAAAUAACCAGCAAGUGGUUUGGAAAGCUUCGGGCAACUCCAAGUGUAACAGACGCAAGAUUCCCAUUAAGGAGGACCGACACAAUGACUUGGAGUUUAAACUCUACAAGGACAUCCCUCUACCACAGGUGAGGAAGGACAUCUCCGCAUCGGCCACUUCAAACGGCAAGACGGACUCCUUGAGCUUGGCGAGGAACUCAGUGAUUCAGGAAUUGACAGAACUGGAAAAACAAAUCCAGCUUAUUAAACAGGAACUCCAAUUAGCCAUGAGCAGGAAAAACGAACUGGAAGAAUACCAGAGGACAAACAAGAUGACUGAGGCUUAACAGAGCACAUAACGAUGGAUUGCACUUUAAUACAAUAAAAUAAUUUUAAAAAAAGAGAUAGAGAGAACAAAACAUCCCUCCAAAAAAAAAAAACGAGUGGAGAGCAUAGCCCGACACCAAGGACCCCAUCUGGCACCCCUCCGGCUAGUUGUGUCCUUUCCACGGUAUAUUUGCAGCCUGACACACAUUUCUAACACUGUUUUUUUAUUAUUAAUACUGUUAUUAUUACUAUUAUUAUUACUAUUGACUCUGGAAUCUUUAAGUCAUGUGAAUUGAAAUAAAAAGUUCUGUUUAAA
Molecule: messenger RNA, 4006 nt
Organism: Polypterus senegalus (gray bichir)
Lineage: Eukaryota; Metazoa; Chordata; Cladistia; Polypteriformes; Polypteridae
Gene: grin3a
Product: glutamate receptor, ionotropic, N-methyl-D-aspartate 3A
Exons: 9
Coding region: 333-3710 (1125 amino acids)
Biological process (GO): modulation of chemical synaptic transmission; synaptic transmission, glutamatergic; monoatomic ion transport
Cellular component (GO): postsynaptic membrane; plasma membrane
Molecular function (GO): NMDA glutamate receptor activity; transmitter-gated monoatomic ion channel activity involved in regulation of postsynaptic membrane potential
Source: RefSeq, a predicted model, not a curated record